Messenger RNA from Capsicum annuum, 1493 nucleotides. Its product is annotated as cytochrome P450 CYP72A219-like. Lineage: Eukaryota; Viridiplantae; Streptophyta; Magnoliopsida; Solanales; Solanaceae. The record is from RefSeq and is a predicted model, not a curated record. Gene Ontology annotation, molecular function: heme binding; oxidoreductase activity, acting on paired donors, with incorporation or reduction of molecular oxygen; iron ion binding. The transcript has 2 exons. The coding region runs from base 21 to 545 and encodes 174 amino acids.
ACCAUUCUGGUACCAAGAUAAUGGAGGCAUUCUACAACAUAAUUGCACCAACAUUAUGUGGAAUAAUUUUCUUGGUAUACACAUGUAAAGUGUUGAAUUUCAUAUGGUUUAGGCCAAAAAAUUUGGAGAAGUUCCUAAGACAACAAGGCCUUAGUGGGAAUUCUUAUAGGCUACUUCAUGGAGACUUGAAAGAGGUCUUCAAGAGCAUCAAGGAAGCCCAAUCCAAGCCUAUUAACAAUCUUUCAAAUGAUGUAGCACCAAGAAUCAUUCCUUAUUUUAUUCAAACCAUUAGUAAAUAUGGGAAAAAGUGUUUUGUAUGGUUUGGGCCAAAGCCAAUGAUAAUCAUAAUGGAGAGUGAACUGAUAAGAGAAAUAUUUGCUAAGAAUUAUGUUUAUCAGAAGCCCCACCACAGCAAUCCAGUAGCCAAUUUGUUGGCUAGAGGUGUAGCAAAUUAUGAGGAAGAUAAAUGGGCAAAACACAGGAAGAUCUUAAAGCCAGUCUUUCAUUUGGAGAAGUUGAAGGUUCUACUUUACAACCUAAGUUGAUCGUUCUUUCAUAUCUACUUUAUCCCUUGUAUACACAUUUUCUUGGAUAACAUCAUUUAUAUUUGCAAGACUUGUGUCCAGCAGCGGAAACAAAACUUUCAGCGGAAACAAAACUUUCACUAAGGAGAGUUGAUAUAAAAAAAGUAUAAUAAAGAAGUAUUCAACAAAUAGUAUAUUUGACCUAUUUAGAUAGUGUUAAAUGUCAAUUGACUUCCUGCUAUUGAGAAUAUAAUCAAAUAAUAAAAGUGUGCUUUUUCUAACAACUUAAGUUUUUAGAUGAAAUAUUCACACACUUCAACAUGAUAUCAGAGCAUGCAGAGGUCCUGGAUCAAAUCUUACCGCCACCCAUUAUUUAAAAAGAAUUUCCACGUGCUUGGCCCACGAAAAAAAAAUCAAGCCCUCACGUGAGGGAGCGUGUUGAGAAUAUAAUUAAAUAAUAAAAGUGUGCUCUCUCUAACAGCUUAAGCUUUUAGAUGAGAGGUCACACACUUCAACACCUUCAACAAGGUAGCUCCGACCGUGCUUGUGUCUAAACCUCUGUGAAUGGUCUAAGACCACAAUUAGGAUUAGUUUUUUUUUCGAAUUAACAUUCAGUUCAAGUUUGAAUUCUUGUAAACUAAAAUGCAUUGCAGAGGAUUUUGGCGGUAACUAAGAUUUAGUUUUUUUAUUUUGUUACUAUUUCUAUUUUAUGAAUAUUUUCUUAUUGGUUAAACAAAAAACUAAACCGUUAAGGAUCAAAAACCGAUAAACCAAAACCGAUAAGAAAAUAUCUUAUUGGUUGGUUAUUGGUUUUACAUAUUUAAAAACCGAAAACCGAACCAAUAAUACAUAAAACCGAACCGAACCGGCCGAUACACACCCCUACUCAUGGCCAAGGGAGGUUUCAACAGUUGGAUUGCGGAUUGAUCUGAAUCCAAUAUUUUCUACAUGAAGCAAAAACAUAUACAU